CGCAUCCUGCCUUUCCUCAGUGACACUUAGAAAGAAGGAAAAAAAGUGGAAAUGUUAAUCACAGUGAAAUGCGGUUAUGAACAGGACACAUCUGCACUGUUCCAUGAAGUUUACAGUCCUACUUUUUUAUUUCAUCGUUGUGCUUUUGAGACAAACCAAGUGCACUUCAGUAUGCAGUAAGGAGACUAUUGGAAUUGUGCAGCUCCUACAGAACAACUCGUCCAACAUGAAAUUAUAUGAUGGUGAGCUAUACACACCAACAGUAAGUGAUUAUAUGAACUGCUCCAUGUCCACACUUAAUUGCUUUGCUAAGGAGAUCAACGUGUUUAUUAUUGAGACUGACCAAAAAGGACAUGGAGCAUCCUUGCCCACAGUGUGAGCUCUACAAUAAAGUUCAUGUAAGGAUUUUUUUGAAGACUUUACUGAACAUUUUACAA
Trichomycterus rosablanca is the source of this 437-nucleotide messenger RNA. It is a transcript of the gene il15l, whose product is annotated as interleukin 15, like. Lineage: Eukaryota; Metazoa; Chordata; Actinopteri; Siluriformes; Trichomycteridae. Bases 77 to 379 code for a protein of 100 amino acids. The transcript has 4 exons. The record is from RefSeq and is a predicted model, not a curated record.